AUGGAGUUUACGGAUAGUCCGGAUUUUCUGGCACAUUCCGCUAUUGCGGCUGAUUCGCUGAUGGACUUUCAGUUUAUUCUUACAACGGAAAAUAGCGAACGUUUAAAGAAAUGUAACCGGAAUCAGGGUCUUUUCAUUCAAAAGCGAUGCGUGGAGUUUCUGUUCAACGCCUGCCAUCAGCUUCAUUUGACGUCUCACGUGCGUUACACCGCUUCCCUAAUCUUCGACUCAUUUCUCAUUGAACAUGUAAAUUCGUUGUGGCAAUACGUCUUGGAUAACUGCGAGGACAAGAAGAUUGCUAAGUUGGAAUGGCAGAACCUCGAAGACAAGAUCGCCAGUCAGAUGACUCUUCGUGUUUUGUCCUGCAUACAGAUUGCCAGCAAACUGCACAGCCAUUGUCGAAUGAAGAGGAUUCACGAAAUCACGCAUAUUCCUGCACAGGACGUGCUCGACUUUUCGCGAGUAAUCUGUAGACAUCUAGUGACGGUAGCUACCGGUGACGAAGGCAUGAACGCUAGCUGA
Messenger RNA from Soboliphyme baturini, 522 nucleotides. Lineage: Eukaryota; Metazoa; Nematoda; Enoplea; Dioctophymatida; Soboliphymatidae. The record is from the annotation of a GenBank genome assembly.